CUAGUGACACCCCACGAACGAACAAUCGGAUGUGUCUCCUUUAUCCAUUAUUUUCCCCUGUUUUCUAGACUGUUUGUCUAGAUCUCCCUUGUGGUAUCCUAUUUUUUUCGGAUACUUGCCCUGUUUCGAAAGGGAUUAAGCGAACCUGACCUGAACCUGAAUAUCUGCCUUGCUGCCGGUUGUUCGCGUUUUGAACUGAACGUUUUGAACAUGUUAGUAAUAACUGCUGAUAUUGCUUUUUGUUUGAGGACGACUUUAUAUCAAUGGAGACUAAACGGCUCAAAGCAAGUUGAGAGAAUUUCGCCUUUGAUACCCAUCAGAGCCUUCGCAUCCCACGCAGCUGAUCAUCAGAUGAAUGUGUUCGACAGAAAAGCUAAAGCAAGGCACCGGCAUUUAGUGGCUACGGAUCCCGACAGCGCUGUUUAUGAUUAUCUAAAGGAGGAGGUCGGUAGUCGUCUUGCCGAUCGAGUUUACGAUAUUAAACGGAAGUUCCCCGUCGCCGUUGAACUUGGUUGCGGACGGGGAUAUGUAACGCAGCAUCUAGCAAGUGAUGCAAUUGAGUCGUUGUAUCAGUGUGACAUGUCUGCAGCAUUCCUGACUCACAGCAAGACACCAAGGGAUGUGCCCACAACAAAACUUGUUGUUGAUGAGGAGUUUCUGCCCUUUUUAGAAAAUUCCAUCGAUAUUUUCCUCAGCAGUCUGAGCCUGCACUGGGUAAACAAUUUGCCUGGAACAUUUCGGCAAGUGUACAGCAGCUUGAAACCUGAUGGUGUGUUCUUGGGCUCCGUAUUUGGAGGGGAUACAUUGUAUGAGUUACGAGGAUCUCUCCAAUUGGCAGAAAUUGAACGCGAAGGUGGCUUUGCACCUCACAUAUCUCCAUUCAUGCAAGCUACCGAUCUAGCGGGUCUGCUCCAGCAAGUGGGAUUCACCAUGCUCACUAUUGACUCUGAUGAAAUUGUGGUGAACUAUCCAUCAGCAUUUCAUCUCAUGUAUGACCUCAAAGGCAUGGCUGAAAACAACGCUACUUGGAAGAGAAAAUCUCAUCUCCAUAGAGAUUCUCUUAUUGCUGCAUCUGCAAUUUAUCAGCAGCUGUAUGGAAAGGAAAAGGGUAUUCCUGCUACGUUCCAUGUUUUGUCAUUCAUUGGAUGGAAACCAGACCCUUCACAGCCUAAACCUGCAAAACGAGGGUCACAGACAGCGUCUUUCAAGGAUCUUGGGUCGCUCUCUGACCCGAGAAAGAGGAGGUAGCAGCACAUGCGUCAGUGGAGAAACUCUUGCUGACGCCAGUGUUAAAGCGUAGAAUUAAAUUAUAUUGUUCACAAUGUACUGAAAAGGUAAUAAUGUAACCAUGCAUGGUACUUGGUACCUGUA
Molecule: messenger RNA, 1371 nt
Organism: Ornithodoros turicata
Lineage: Eukaryota; Metazoa; Arthropoda; Arachnida; Ixodida; Argasidae
Product: arginine-hydroxylase NDUFAF5, mitochondrial-like
Exons: 13
Coding region: 211-1248 (345 amino acids)
Biological process (GO): mitochondrial respiratory chain complex I assembly
Cellular component (GO): mitochondrion
Molecular function (GO): S-adenosylmethionine-dependent methyltransferase activity
Source: RefSeq, a predicted model, not a curated record